Marasmius oreades (fairy-ring Marasmius) is the source of this 3125-nucleotide messenger RNA. RefSeq lists its product as uncharacterized. The record is from RefSeq and is a predicted model, not a curated record. Gene Ontology annotation, biological process: transmembrane transport. Gene Ontology annotation, molecular function: oligopeptide transmembrane transporter activity. The transcript has 7 exons. NCBI's taxonomy places the organism in Eukaryota, Fungi, Basidiomycota, Agaricomycetes, Agaricales, Marasmiaceae. The coding region runs from base 79 to 3069 and encodes 996 amino acids.
GAUUCUCUCACCUCUCUCACUAUCUGCUCUUGACCUCUCUCCGUCUGCUCUCACUGCAGCAGCAGCAGCAGUCCAGCUAUGCCUCGUCCAAUUACCUCUUCAGCACGGCCAACAACGUCGGCCGGCGGUCUUCCUCAUCAUCACCAACAACUAAAUCACCAAUUCUCCUACGAUGCUUACGACGACGACGAGGAGUAUGAGGAUGACGAGAGCGACGACGACGACGUCUUUGCCUUUCAGCCUCCAACGACGGCCGAGCAGCAACAACAUCAGCUUCACCAAGCAGCAUUGUCCUACCCAUCUCCCACAUUCGACCCCCAAGCCAGAUUUCCCGCAGACUAUCCUCUUAGCCAUUCUUUACCUCAGCCCCCAUCUCCCCCUUCGACAGGUUCUUAUGAACUCCAUACUUCUCCCAACGACCUACGCCUCAACAGAAUUCAAUCACGCCCAACGACUACUUCGUCGAGGCAGAUCCGAGUAUCCAUACCUGGGUCGCCUAACAAUUCGGCUGGGAAGGGCCGCCAUCGAGAUAUCGAGUCUUCUGGGACUGGUGCUGGAAUAUCUCGCCUCAAAAGUGCCGAUGCCGACAGUCUUCGCGAAAGCAUGGCUGAGGAUUAUGACUAUGACAUAGCAGAGAGCAGGGAAGGAAGUAUUAAGAUGGACUUUGACUUUGAUGCCAUUGAGGAAGAGGACUCCCCGUUCCCAGAAGUCAGAGCCUCAGUAUCCAACAUUGAUGAUCCAGACAUGCCUGCGCUCACUCUGCGAAUGUGGUUUGUUGGUCUAUUUCUCUGUCUGAUUAGUGGCGCACUAAACGUAUUCUUCAAUUUCCGAAACCCUGCGCCUGCCAUCGUUCCACUUGCGCUACUUCUCGUCUCGUAUCCUCUCGGAAAAUUCCUCGCAUUUACACUACCCAUAGCAACGUACCGAAUCCCAUUACCUCAUCUGCCUUCCUUCCUAGUUCUUCGGCCCUCGACGCCCCCAUCGAAAUCCUCCGCUAGUACUUCUACACCAUCCCCUCCUAUCCUCACAAUUACUCAAAGACUCCGCUCAAUAUGGGUCAAUACUCUUACUUCCCUUGCGCAACCUCGCUCCAUCGAAUUUUCGCUGAAUCCCGGUCCAUGGAACAUCAAGGAGCAUGUUCUUGUCUUCAUCAUGGCCAAUGUGGCGGUCGGUCCUCCCUAUGCCAUCAACGCUAUCGUCGUCUCCGAGGUCUUCUACAGGAAGGAAUGGGGAUACUGGUUCUCCCUGGUCCUCGUAAUGGCUACUCAGCUAACCGGCUUCGGUCUUGCAGGGCUUUGCAGAAGGUUCUUGGUAUGGCCGGCCAGUAUGGUGUGGCCCCAGAACUUGGUCGCUUGCACACUCCUCAAUACCUUGCAUGCAGAAGAAGAAGAGGAGGGAAACCCCGCAGUUGGUAUGCAAAGUGCCAUUGUCCCCGCCGGCGUUGUCGAUGCCCAGCGCAUAGGAGGUCGUGCUACAAGGAGUAUCACCAGGUACAAGUUCUUCAUGUGGGUCCUAUGCGGCGCAUUCCUCUGGUUCUUCCUUCCCGGCUUCUUGUUCCGUGCGCUCAGCAUAUUCUCUUUCAUCUGCUGGGCUGCGCCCGACAACGUUCCCGUGAAUCAACUUUUCGGUGUUGCAAGUGGACUCGGUAUGAGUUUCAUCACAUUCGAUUGGACGCAAAUCAUUUGGAUAGGCAGUCCUCUAAUGGUACCCUGGUGGGCCCAAAUUCAUGUAUUCUUGGGAUUUGUCUUGUUCUAUUGGAUCCUGACACCAAUCUUGUACUACACGAACUCUUGGGACCUUGCUUAUUUCCCGAUAUCGGAUAAUCAACCUUAUGAUCGUUUCGGACAGGUCUAUAAUGUCUCCCAAGUCCUCAAACCUGAUGACACCUUCGAUCCCGAGGCGUACCACAACUACUCGCCUUUAUACCUUCCUGCCACAUACGCUGUCUGCUAUCUCAUUGCCUUCGCUCUCUCCACAUGCGUCAUUACACAUACUAUCCUCUACCACGGUCGCUCAUUACUCAACGGCGUGAAGAAGAUCAGGGUGGAAAGCGAUGACAUCCACGCGAAGUUAAUGAGGCAAUAUCCAGAAGUGCCUGAUUGGUGGUACCUCGUGUCUUUUGCAGCGUUCUUCUCGCUGGCAAUUGUCGCUGUAGAAGUGUGGCACACUGAUAUACCGGUCUGGAUGUUAGUAUUGGCAGUUCUUUUACCCACACUGUAUGUGUUACCAAGUGGAUUUAUCUAUGCGAUGACGGGACAAGCGAUUACUUUGAACAUACUGGCGCAGAUCAUACCGGGUUCACUUUUACCAGGGAAUCCCUUGGCGAACAUGGUGUUCAAAAGUUAUUCAGUGCAGACAUUGACAGAGGCUACGAGCUUUGUUCAGGAUCUCAAAUUGGGUCAUUACGUUAAAGUUCCCCCAAGAGCAACAUUCAUAGUUCAAUUGGUAUCAACAAUCCUGGCAGCCUUUGUCCAAGUCGGAAUCAAGACUUGGAUAUUCAACAACGUCCCCGAUAUCUGUCACCCAGACCAAAAGUCCUCGCUAACAUGCCCACAUAACCAGGUAUUCUUUACUGCUUCUGCCGUUUGGGGUCUUAUCGGUCCCACGCGUCAGUUUGGAACGGGAUCUCCUUACCACCCGCAUCUGUACGCCAUCGUCAUAGGAGCCUUCCUCCCUGUGCCGUUCUACUUCUGGCAACGCCGAUACCCCAACUCCUGGGUCAAAUACAUCUCCACCCCGGUCAUUCUCAACGGCGUUUCAGCAAUCCCGCCUGCUGCGGGUAUCAAUUACUCGUCGUGGUUCGCUAUUGGAUUCGUCUUCCAGUACUUAGUGCGGAAGAGAAGCUUUGCGUGGUGGGCCAAAUUUAACUACGUGACGAGUGCUGCGCUGGACUGUGGGAGUGUGUUGAGUUUAAUCUUCAUUUUCCUCACACUGCAGUUCCCAAAGAACGGUACAAUAGAUGUCAACUGGUGGGGGAACCGGGUGUUCCUGGAAACAGCAGACUACAAACGUCUGGCAUUCAAGCAGAUACCAGAAGGCGGACUUCCAUGGAAUGGCUCACCAAGAUGACAAAAAAAUAAAGGAUGACGUGAAGAUGGGGAAAAAAAAGCUUUUUAGACUACCGG